AUGUGGGAGUCAUUAGCAGACCCCAACCAAGCCGCACCGAAAACAGAACCCCAGCUUGCAGCUUUGUACUCCGAUAUCAGGGACCAGAUAUCCCAGGAAGCUCAGAUCAUCGAAGUUGUCUUUCCUCAUCCGGUCGUGGUCAUGCAAGUCUUCCUCCAAAGAGUCUUCGCCCAAGUCAUCCAAAGCCAUCUCGAAAAGUUGAUCAGUGCUGCCCAAGGUAGCAGUACCCUCGCCUUUUUGAGAGUCCUUGCCCUGGCUCGUUUCAGUACGGCUCAGCUGGUCAACGAUAUCAAAGCACACGACUUCUUCCGCUCCAGUUCUUCGAUCAACCCGUCUACAUCCGAGGCUUACCCAUUGGCUAGACGUGGUAGCGAUGAUGCUGAUGUGGAUAAUAAAACUUCUGCUGGAGCCAUCCAAGCCGUGUCCGGUGGACCUGGGAUUUCUGCGCUCUCCGGUAUGCUGGACCAGCAACUCGAUGAACUCUUCGGCCAACAUCUCGACAAUAGUCGAUAUGUGGAGCGCGAGUGCAAAAGUUUGACUGAGUUGUAUGCAAGCUAUCUACUUCAGUUUGCAAGAUGGCACCGUGCAACAAAUAAAGCCAAACCGACAAACACGAUUUUUGAUCGAAUGGUCAACCAAAUCUCAUCUUCUGCCAAUGGAACGCCUGGGACUACCCAAACAAGUGGUCUCAAAUCCUUACUGAAACUGAGCGGGAUCUCGGCUGAUGAUUCAACUAACCCACUGACGGAAGGAGUUCCUACCACCCCUGAGCUCUGCGAAAGUGAUGGUCAGUUGGACUUGAAUGUCGUUGAGAAAUUGCUUACUUGGCACGCAGAGAGUGUCGGACGGAUGAUUGAGCUCUCGUCACCGAGCGAAGUACCCGAGAAUGUAUUUUCACUCCUCAAGACACUGGCUGAAAGCUUUUGCAAAGGAUAUGUUGAAACAGCACUCGAAACAUCCUUGGCCCAAUUCUCGAGUUACGACCUCAAAGCUGAGCCGAGCCUGAAGACGGUGACGGUGAUCAAGACGGCCGACAUGGCGAUGCAUCUGUGGCAACGAUACGUGACCACAACAAUCGUUCCACUGGCUGCUGCCAGUGUGAACAUCCGAAGAGAGAUGUCAAUAUUUAACAAUCAUACCAUGGUUCGAAUCGAAAACAAGAUCAAUUCAGUGGCUCAGAAAGCCUUCGAAUGUAAUUGUUACCAUCACCAACAGCAUAAUCCCCCACCAGAGAAGGGCCAAAGUAACUCAAUGAUGAUAUGGGGGGUCUUGAUCUUCAUCUGUUCCAGUUGCUUAUGGAUCAUUGGGAUUCCAUUGAUCCUAUUCGACCUUGAUAACUUUAGCGACACUCUGGGUGUUUCAAAUCAGCAUCAUAAUCCUAUCAAUACCUCUUCUUGGGGUUGGGUGAAGUGGCUAUUGGUUAAGAUUUUGGAUGAUCAACAUUACAAAUUUGUCAUCCCUCUUCAAAUCACUUUUGGUUUAAUCUUUCUGGUGUAUAAAGUAAAGGAUCCUGCCAUCCAUCAUUUCGGUACCCCCCUCACCUCAGUACCUCCGUUGGAUUUGUUAAUCAUAAUACGUUCCUUCAUCCCCAUCUUUCUAUCCUUAUUUCUUUUUGCCCCGAUAUUGUCACCCUGA
This is a messenger RNA of Puccinia triticina, 1635 nucleotides long. RefSeq lists its product as uncharacterized. The record is from RefSeq and is a predicted model, not a curated record. Gene Ontology annotation, biological process: exocytosis; Golgi to plasma membrane transport. The transcript is spliced from 5 exons. NCBI's taxonomy places the organism in Eukaryota, Fungi, Basidiomycota, Pucciniomycetes, Pucciniales, Pucciniaceae. Gene Ontology annotation, cellular component: cytoplasm; exocyst. The coding region runs from base 1 to 1635 and encodes 544 amino acids.